AACCCGACCCCUACUCCUGACGGGAAUCCAUGUUCUGGAGACACAGUUCAAACGAAACUUGAGUGUAUUGGACCAUGCCCAACUGGUCCUCUUGAUGGUAAUUGGGGUUCCUGGUCUCCAUGGACUCGAUGUUCUAAAACAUGUGGAAUAACUGGAGGAAGCAUUCUACGGAGAACAAGAUUGUGCAAUCAACCACCUCCAUUAAAUGGCGGGAAGAAGUGUAUUGGCAAUGACACGGAGGCUUUGCGAGCGUGUUUUACAGCUUGCCCUGUGGAUGGCGGAUUCGGUUUGUGGUCCGCAUGGACAGCGUGCAGUGAGACGUGCGGGACUGGUUCCCAAUCACGAAGCAGACUCUGUAACAACCCAGUCCCUGCUAGUGGAGGACAAAACUGCACUGGGGACUUCACACAGGCGAAGAGUUGCAAGUUAACGUCAUGUCCUGGCGCUGUCAAUGGUGGAUGGUCAGCGUAUUCCCCGUGGAGCGCAUGCACAGAACCUAAAUACUGCCUUCAAGGCACUAAGAAACGAACAAGAACCUGCACCAACCCUCCCCCGGCAAAUGGUGGCGACGAUUGCUCCGGCAUGGCUGUGGAAGAGAAGAUUUGCCCCAAACAAGCAGAUGGAUGCACAACCUAUCAGCCAAACAAGCCGGACAAAACUGCAGCCGACCCCGGAUCCUGGAUAGCUUUGGAAUGCGGUGCGACGGAAAAGUUCUCCGCUACUGGGUCUUAUAAUCAACAAGUUCCCUUUGCUGUGUAUUCAAGUCAAAAUUUCGGUUUCAUGAGAACUGAAUUGGAAAGUGGAUGGUUUGCCUUUCAAAUGGUUCCUGAUGAUAAAGACGAUUACGGAAAAAAGAAACUGACAAAGGUAUGCUUUGAGAUAAUCGAUCCGUUAACCAUCGACAAAGUUGUAACCAAUAAGGCAACAUACUACACUAAAAUCGAUGCUCUGCCCGAAUGGACUAAGCCCGAGUUAAGUGAGACUGUUCCAGCGUUUACCAUCUGGAUUGAUGAAUUACAAGCUCUCAGAAAAUACGAGUUCCAGUGCGCAAAAUCUGAUGAGUAUGUACCACUGACCGGAUACGUAAUGACGGAUGUCAGGUUCUCCUACUAUACCGAAGGAAACUCGCAGACCUUUAAAGCUAAGGGAGAUUACACAAUUAGCACAGGGACUGUGUUCAAGACAGAAGUGAAAAAAGACGUCAUUAGUGGUGGGGUGUACGCCACAGGAGACACUGACUCUGUUAAGUUCCCGGAUAUAAUGGCAUCCUUCGGACUGGACCCUAGUUCCUUACCAGAUUUCUUCGUCAAUGCUUUAAAAGGAGUCGGUAUUUGGGAUUUCACUAUGGCCCCCGCCCAGGUCGUUAGGAAGCUUGUAAAGAAUGGUGUGUUUAGAUUCACUGCCUCCAUUGAUGCAGGCGGUGUUCCUAUUCACGUUGAGAUUUUAACGGGAGUCAGAUUUGGACGAAAAACGUUCGCAGUCGGGUUUUCUUUUGACCGCGAGUCGUAUGGAAAACUAGCCGAGAAACUGUCUGGAAUUGGAGUGGACUUCCUAGACAAACUUGGACUAGAGUUUGAGAUUGGAUUAUCCUUUCACCCUCCGGCGUCCUUAGGGUUUCAGCAGCUCUUUGUAGAUUCGGAGACCAAGUUUUCCAAAGAGCCUCUGCAUAGUUUUAUAUUCACUAGUGUACCACAAGGCAUCUUCGCAGCAGCUCAAGUUGUCUUACCAAAAGAUUGUCAAGGCAACAAAUUUUGUGAAAUAAUGAAAAUGAUUGUAGGGCCGACAAUAAAGUGGUAUAUCACUGGCCAGUUUGAAUGGAAGAAGAUCCGAGUCGCUACAGGUUUCGCUAAUGUUCGAAUCUACGAUGGAUUGUAA
Messenger RNA from Stylophora pistillata, 1875 nucleotides. RefSeq lists its product as uncharacterized. Gene Ontology annotation, molecular function: calcium ion binding. NCBI's taxonomy places the organism in Eukaryota, Metazoa, Cnidaria, Anthozoa, Scleractinia, Pocilloporidae. The record is from RefSeq and is a predicted model, not a curated record.